This is a messenger RNA of Anopheles coustani, 423 nucleotides long. RefSeq names its product cuticle protein 8. The transcript has 3 exons. Gene Ontology annotation, cellular component: extracellular matrix. The coding region runs from base 1 to 423 and encodes 140 amino acids. NCBI's taxonomy places the organism in Eukaryota, Metazoa, Arthropoda, Insecta, Diptera, Culicidae. The record is from RefSeq and is a predicted model, not a curated record.
AUGAAGUGCUUCGUUGCCAUUGCUCUGCUCGCCGUCGCCGUCAGUGCGUCGCCGGUCGAAUACGGCCACUAUGGUGCCCCCGCUCUGGUUCACGCCGCCCCGCUGGUGCAUGCCGCCCCCGUCCUGAAGCACGUCGUUGCCGAGCCGGUGGCCUACCCGAAGUACUCGUUCAACUACGGCAUCAAGGACCCGCAUACCGGAGACAUCAAGUCGCAGGCCGAGGAGCGCGACGGUGAUGUCGUCAAGGGUCAGUACUCGCUGGUCGAGCCCGAUGGUUCGGUGCGCACCGUCGACUACACCGCCGAUGACCACAACGGAUUCAACGCCGUCGUCCACAAGUCGGCCCCGGCCGUCCAGAAGGUCGUCGCCGCCCCGGUCGCCCACUACGCCCACGCCCCGGUCCUGAGCCACUACGUGCACUAA